UAAUUCUAAAUAAACAAGUUAAAAUUAGUUUUCCAGACAUAUUAUUAUGUCGGAUGAAGCUAAAUCAUGGUCUACAUUAAGGCUACAACUAAUAUCGUUGGAGUCUCAAACAGAAACUCUCUUAUUAGAAUUGGUAACAUCACCAGAAACACAUGAAGAACAGGCUCAGGAACUCUUUAAUAAGAGAAAUGUAAUUAUCAAUUCUUUAUCAGGGUUAUUAGACCCAGAUUAUGGGGGAGAUACAGUUAAGCAAUACCAUGUUGAAAGACAUAUAGAAAUAUUGGAGAAACAUAAGAAAGAAUAUGAGAAAAUGAAUAAAAAGAGAAAAGUGGGAUAUAAAGGAACUAAUGAAGGUUAUCAUAAAAAACAUGAGAAUGGAAUAGAAAAUAAUGAAACGAAUUAUUUUAUUGAGGAGUCAAAUAGAAUUGAUAAUUCACAUAAUAUGGCGGAUCAAAUUCUUUUACAAGCGUAUACUACUCGAGAUGAUUUUUAUCAGCAAAAAGAUAUGCUUCAUGAUAUGAAUCAAAAAAUGUCAAGAGCAACAAAUCUUAUUUCUGGAAUUAAAUAUCUUAUUUCUAGGGUAAAUACAAAGAGGAAAAGGAAUAAUUUAAUUUUAUCGUUUAUUAUUUCUGCAUGCAUUAUUAUGACAUAUUUUAUGAUGUGAAAUGGCAUUCUUAAAAAGGCUCAUACAAUAAGUUAUUUUAAAAUAU
Messenger RNA from Pneumocystis carinii B80, 710 nucleotides. RefSeq lists its product as hypothetical. Gene Ontology annotation, biological process: vesicle fusion; endoplasmic reticulum to Golgi vesicle-mediated transport. The transcript is spliced from 6 exons. NCBI's taxonomy places the organism in Eukaryota, Fungi, Ascomycota, Pneumocystomycetes, Pneumocystales, Pneumocystaceae. Gene Ontology annotation, molecular function: SNAP receptor activity. Gene Ontology annotation, cellular component: SNARE complex; cis-Golgi network; Golgi medial cisterna. The coding region runs from base 47 to 664 and encodes 205 amino acids. The record is from RefSeq and is a predicted model, not a curated record.